CUUUAAUCGUUUAGAUUUUGUUUUCAUCGUCUCUGAAGUUUGAGUCGGCUCUCUAAAGCCUUUUACCCUGCUAUCAAUCAAAACCCCACUUUAAUGUUCAGAAAUCCAUUUGGAAGCUUAAUAAACUAAUAGAAGUUCUGUAUUGCAGAAAAUGUGGAGCUGCAGAGAUACCUUUCAGUUGCUGCUCUCUCUUUGUUACAAUGAAAAGCUCUAUAAGGAAAGUGAAUAUUUCCAUCGGAGCAUGUAGUCACAAUUUUCAGUCACCCCCCAAAUCACCAUCAUUAUCAGCCUUCCAUGGAUUCUUGCUUCACAGCAGUCCCAGGAAAUACAAGAAAUCAUUGUUUAACUCAUCACCAAGCAAUGGGGUGGAAGAAGAAAUUGGUUUAUUGGUUUCUCAGAGAUCUUCAAUUACCAAAAGGGAGUCAAUAUGUGAGCACUCAGAUAUGUUUAGGGAUGGAGAAGAAUUUUCUUUUGAACUAUAUGAAAAUUUGAUUUGUACCUGCUGUGAAGUAGGUGAGAUUGAUAAAUCUAUGUUUUUACUUUCUCAAAUGGACGCUGUAGGAUUUCACCCCAGUUUGAUGUGCUACACUUGUUUGAUUGAAGCCCUUGGAAGUGUUGGUCGGACUCUUGAAGCCGAUGCUCUUUUCCAGGAAAUGAGAUGGUCUGGAUUUGAGCCGACAAUUCGAGCUUAUAAUGUUAUUCUUAAGGGGUUCUUCAAGAAAGGGCUUUUAGGGCUUGCAGAUAGGGUUUUGGUUGAAAUGGAUCAUUUGGGCUUGAAAAGGAAUCAAGAAACGUAUGAGAUUCUUUUGGAUUACUAUGUCCAUGCUGGGCGAUUGGAAGAUACCCAGUUGAUUAUCAGUGAGAUGAAGCAGAGGCAUUUGCAACUGAACACUAAUGUGUAUAGCAAGGUUAUUGGUCUUUAUAGGGACAAUGGGAUGUGGAAGAAAGCAGUAAACAUCAUGAGAGAAAUGAGGGAAAUGGGGUUAUCACUUGAUAGACGGAUCUAUAAUAGCAUAAUUGAUUCGUUUGGGAAGUAUGGUGAGCUGGACCAAGCUGUAGAAGUAUUUGAAAAUAUGCAAAGAGAAGGCAUAAAACCAAAUAUUGUGACAUGGAAUUCUUUGAUCCGGUGGCAUUGCAAGGCUGGGGAUCUCACUGGAGCUCUUGAGUUCUUUAGUAAGAUGCAAGAACAAGGGUUGUAUCCAGAUCCCAAGAUCUUUAUUACUAUCAUCAGUCGUUUGGGGGAGCAAGGGAAAUGGGAUGUCAUCAAGAACAAUUUCGAGAGUAUGAAAAGCAGAGGGCUUCAGAAAAGUGGUGUCAUUUAUGCUGUCUUAGUAGAUAUCUAUGGGCAAUAUGGGAGAUUUCAAGGUGUUGAAAAUUGUCUGUUGGCUUUGAAGUCAGAAGGUCUAAAGCCUACAGCUAGCCUGUUUUGCACGUUAGCAAAUGCUUAUGCUCAACAGGGAUUAUGUGAACAAACUGUUAAGGUACUACAAAUGAUGGAAGAGGAAGGAAUUGAACCAAACCUUAUAAUGCUGAAUUUGCUGAUCAAUGCAUUCGGUGUUGCUGGAAGAUAUUUAGAGGCCCUGUCUAUUUUUCACCAUAUAAAGGAAAGUGGCAUCAGUCCUGAUGUGGUUACCUACAGUACACUCAUGAAGGCAUUUAUUAGAGCCAAGAAGUACAAAGAGGUUCCAAAAAUUUAUAAGGAAAUGGAAUCUGCUGGGUGCACACCGGAUAGGAAAGCAAGGGAGAUGCUACAGACUGCAGCAAUGGUUCUUGAGCAGAAAAAUGGUUAGUAUUUGAUGCAGUUCAGAAGAACAACGAGGCCAACACAAAUCAGGCCAUCGGUUGGGUCAAACUGGACCAAGAAUGGACCAAUAGGCUUAAUUUUGAGUGCCCAAUGGUUAUAUGGGUGACUGGGUCAUGGGCUGACUAUUUUGGGUUUUUUAUUUAUUUAUUGUAAUGGGCUAAUUCUAUAAGCUCAAAAUAUUAAGGAUUUAAGGCCAGUACAGGAUUUGUGUUAGUUUCUAAUUUAGUCAGUUGUAAUCUUUAUUUUAGUACUGUUUCUAGAAGGGUUGGAUAGAUAUGCUACAGUCUAGCCAUAGUUUUUAUUUUGUUAAGUUCUAGAAUAGUUUCUAUUUUGUGGAAAACUUAGGUUGUAAGGUAUUCUUCCUUCCAUGUAUGGGGGGUUUCCUAUUUUGC
Messenger RNA from Telopea speciosissima, 2196 nucleotides. Its product is annotated as pentatricopeptide repeat-containing protein At5g42310, chloroplastic-like. Bases 201 to 1790 code for a protein of 529 amino acids. The transcript is spliced from 6 exons. Lineage: Eukaryota; Viridiplantae; Streptophyta; Magnoliopsida; Proteales; Proteaceae. Gene Ontology annotation, molecular function: protein binding. The record is from RefSeq and is a predicted model, not a curated record.